GGAAAGUCAAAACGACUAUCGUAUGCGCAAAAGAAACUAAAGUUCAAUGUUGGAGAGGAGCGGAAGAUAGAUUAACACAGGGCCUCUCUUCUUGAGUUUCGCAAGCAAAAUCCAUGGCUUCCUCUGCAUCUGUGCUCUGCACAACCGCCAUUGUCAUCGUCCUCUUGGCGCCUCAACUGCUGCUUGCUGUAAAAUUACCAUUUCAUCCCCGGGACGUGCUUCCUCUCUUACCCAGACACAUUUCAUGGCCAGUCCUCAACUCCCUUCACGGCGCUGUCGACCUUCUUCCCAGUUUCGUUGGCUCUGCGUCGUCUCCAGACGAUGCUCUGGAGUGGAAAGGAGCUUGCUUUUACGAGAAUACUGCUUGGAUGGAGUUCCACAACAAGACCGGAAGUGAAUUUGGUGGUGGCACACUUCAUAUCAAGGUUAGCAAAGCUCAUAGUUGGACAUGUAUGGAUAUAUACCUCUUUGCAACUCCAUACCGGGUAACAUGGGAUUACUACUUCCUGUCUCGGGAGCAUACGCUUGAGUUUGAAGAAUGGGAAGGGAAAGCUGAGUAUGAGUAUGUGAAACAAAAGGGUGUUUCCAUUUUUCUGAUGCAAGCAGGGAUGCUGGGAACUCUUCAAGCAUUAUGGGAUGUCUUCCCGUUAUUCACAAAUACUGGAUGGGGUGAGAAUUCGAACAUUGGGUUUCUCAAGAAACACAUGGGAGCUUCAUUUGAUCAACGUCCUCAGCCAUGGGUAACAAACAUCAGUGUUGAUGAUAUUCACUCUGGAGACUUCCUUGCAAUAUCAAAGAUACGUGGGCGAUGGGGUGGGUUUGAGACUCUUGAGAAGUGGGUUACUGGAGCUUAUGCUGGUCAUACUGCUAUUUGCUUAAAAGAUUCUGAAGGCAAUUUAUGGGUUGGUGAAUCAGGACAUGAGAAUGAGGAGGGAGAAGAUAUCAUUGCUGUUUUACCUUGGGAUGAGUGGUGGGAAUUUGAGUUGAAUAACGAUGACUCCAAUCCUCAUAUUGCAUUGCUUCCUUUGCAUCCCGAUAUGCGAGCAAAGUUUAAUGAGACUGCUGCCUGGGAAUAUGCAAAGAGCAUGGCAGGCAAACCAUAUGGAUAUCAUAACAUGAUAUUUAGCUGGAUAGAUACCAUAGACAAGAACUUUCCGCCUCCCUUGGAUGCUCAUCUGGUCGCAUCUGUUAUGACAAUUUGGAAUCAUGUUCAACCUGAUUAUGCUGCUAAUAUGUGGAAUGAAGCCUUGAACAAACGUCUUGGGACUCAGGGCCUUGAUCUUCCUAAUAUUCUAGUAGAAAUUGAAAAGCGUGGGUCAUCUUUUGAUGAACUGCUGACAAUUCCAGAGAAAGAUGAUUGGAUAUACAGUGAUGGGAAGUCAACAUCUUGCGUUGCUUUUGUUCUUGAAAUGUACAAGGAGGCAGGACUAUUUGAUUCAGUAGCUAAAUCAAUCCAAGUCACUGAGUUUACGAUAAAAGAUGCAUACAUGCUAAAAUUCUUUGAGAGUAAUUCAAGCCGCCUGCCAAAGUGGUGCAAUGAAGGGGACAAAGUAGAGCUUCCAUUUUGUCAGAUUCGAGGGAAAUAUCGAAUGGAAUUACCUGGAUACAAUACAAUGGAACCAUACCCUAAUAUGAAUGAAAGGUGCCCAUCUCUGCCUCCUGACUACUUCAGACCACAGAAUUGCUAGAAGUCUUCAUUCUUUUUUCUUUUUGUUACCCUCUUGAUGUCAUACUGGUUUUCUUCUGAUGUAAGUUCACAUAGUAUUGUUUGAAACAAAGUAUGGAAGAUGCCACAAUGAAAAAUUCAUCGGUGUCGAUUGUAAAUAUGUUUCUUGGUACAAAUGGAGGACUUAAAAUUAUUGUACAAUGUUCAUGAUAGAAAUUGUGAUGUAUUUUAUUUCCUUAAUUUAUACAAUGCUUCCAAACUUUUUAAGCU
Messenger RNA from Ziziphus jujuba (common jujube), 1936 nucleotides. RefSeq lists its product as uncharacterized. Lineage: Eukaryota; Viridiplantae; Streptophyta; Magnoliopsida; Rosales; Rhamnaceae. The record is from RefSeq and is a predicted model, not a curated record. The transcript is spliced from 7 exons. Bases 114 to 1688 code for a protein of 524 amino acids.